CAACUUCGUCAACACGUCUAUUCGGACCCCGUUUAUUCUCUUCAAAUACCUGCAAUUCCACCACUAAUCAACACCGCAUAUUCAAUAUUUCGACAGUCUGUUUAGGUCGCGCUUGAAGCAAAGUGAGUUUUUCAAAAAUUUGUCUAAGUCCCCGCGUUACACCUGCUCUACUAGUACGGGAGUUUUGCUCACAUGACUGCAUACAGUCUGACAUGUCUAGAUAUCGAAUAUCAUUAUGUCCUCUUAGACCAUACUACUCAAACACAUCCGAACCCUGUAUCGAUCGACCAACAUGGCUCCCCCUGUACGCUGCUACUGCAAAGUUACAAAGUGCAACAGGCAUUCUUGUUCCACCUCACGUUUUUCGCUCGCAUGAGCGCUCUGACUUAUGCCAACAAACUCUUGCUGAUCAGGCUAACUUUGCCCGGCGUGUCGGGCAAUGCAUCAUCUCACAGGGUGAUGCAGAUAUUGAGCCAGUUCCUCGAGGAUUUUCAGUUCCGUUACAUGAACCUCCCCCUCCCUUGUCUCCGGAGUUUCGUGACCCUUUGGCGGAUGUUGUAUUGGAUUACGGGGCACUUACAGAUGUAGAUUUUGGUAUUGCGACAUCCAGCGGCCCUCUGCCCAACCUUGGUCCUAACAUGCGCAGUCCCGAGGCUCUUAUUGCCGCUGUUGACCACUUUGACGCGUAUAACAAUGCGACAGCUGGAGAAGACCACACGGAUCUUUUGCACCUCCCUCACCAUCUGCUAGUGAUAUACGCACUUGUCUCGUGGCUUCACCUUCAGUUUCACCUUCCACGAGUUACAUGCAAUGCACUCCUUGCGAUACUGGCUUGCAUUUUACUCUCGAUUGCACCCGCCAUCAACACUCCUUUUAUAACGCUUCAAUCCAGCAAUCGGGUACUUGGUGUGGACAAGACUAUCUACACUCUUCCUGUUUGCCCUUCUUGCCGCAAAGUUUUCCCUCCUGCUGGUUCAGUGCAUACCGUGGAUACCUGUCCGAUCUGCCUCGAUGAUCUUUUCCUGUCAGAACACACUCUGCGGGGUAACCAACGAGCAGUCAAGUCCCCGAAGCAUUACUGGAUGGCUCGCCUUGAAGUGUUUGCACUUGUGCUACAGAUGCAGCAAUUCGCUGGCACUGGCAGUUCUACCCUGUGGACCCGAGUACUGCAUGUCUCCAGUUUGGUCCUGGAAAAGCAAGCCACCGCGUUGGUAUGGGGUUGUGGCCUCCACCUGGUGCCAAGGACUGCGAGCGAGAACGUGGCUCACUGCCUGAUGAGAAAGGAGUGUGCAAGUUUCCAUGACCAAGACAGGGAAGGUGUACGCUGCUCGUUGUGCCUGGGGAUGAAUGGGGUUUCUGCUAAUAAUAUGAUUGGGCAGCCAUGGUCCACUGGAAGUACUCAUCGUGCUGCGGCAAGUCGUCGUUGA
Messenger RNA from Suillus subalutaceus, 1427 nucleotides. RefSeq lists its product as uncharacterized. The record is from RefSeq and is a predicted model, not a curated record. Lineage: Eukaryota; Fungi; Basidiomycota; Agaricomycetes; Boletales; Suillaceae. Bases 213 to 1427 code for a protein of 404 amino acids. The transcript has 7 exons.